UCCUGCACAGCAAGAAGCAAAAGCCACUGGGAACAUGGCCGGAAAUGGCGACAAGAGCGCCUCUCCUACGGCGGCCCCCGACACGAUGCCAGGCGCUUCCGAGAAGCCUGAGGCUGGCCAGUUCGAGAAGUCUAGCAAAGAGCCUGUUGAGGGCGAGACGGAGCGGACAGGCGCCGAGGCCUACUACCGCAACUUCCAGCCCAUCGCUGACCUUAAUCUUCCCGACUGGCAGGAGACGGAGCGCAAGUUGGUGCGGGUGCUGGACUGGACGCUGCUCCCGACCGUGUGGAUUCUUUACCUCAACAACUACCUUGACAGGACCAACAUCGCGCAGGCGCGUCUGAACACGUUCGACGAAGAUCUCAACCUGGGUGGCGAUGACUACAACAAUGCGGUGGCCGUGUUGACAAUCGGCUACAUGCUGGCCCAGCUGCCAUCCAACAUGCUCCUGACGCGCGUGCGCCCUGGCAUCUACCUCCCGGUGACCGCCAUCGUCUGGUCGGCCGUCUCGGCGGCCACUGCGGGCGUCAAGAACUCGACCGAGCUCAUCGUGGUCCGCUUCUUUCUCGGAAUCCUGGAGGCUCCCCUGUUCCCCGGCUCUGUCUACCUCCUGAACUGUUGGUACACGCGCAAGGAGAUCGCUCUCCGCACCGCCAUCCUAUACUCGGGGCUCGUGCUCGCGCAGGCCUUGUCGGGCGUGCUGGCCGCUGGCAUCUUCUCGGGGAUGGACGGGACCGCAGGCCUGGCUGGAUGGCAGUGGCUCUUCGUCGUCGAGGCCCUGAUGAGCACCGUGUGCGGGGUCGGGGCGUUCUGGACGCUGCCCGACUACCCGCACUCCAAGACGGGGGCGCAGAGGUACGUCAUGACCGAGGACAUGCGGCGGCUCGCCGAGGCGCGCAUCGUGGCCGACCGCGUCACGGGGGCCGGGGGCACCGGCAAGGUGUGGCACGGCGUCAAGCUGGCGGCGCUGGACCCCAUCACGUGGUGCUUCAUCUUCCUCAACAUCUUCAUGACGGGCUCGUACGGCUUCAACUUCUUCUUCCCCACGCUCGUGCGCGGACUGGGCAUCGGCAACAACACGACGUCGCUGCUGCUCACGUCGCCGCCGUACCUGCUGGGCGCGGCCUGCUCCUUCUUCGCGUCGUGGAACUCGGACCGGACGCCCGAGCGCGGCUACCACAUCUGCGUGGGCCUCGGGGCGGCCGCCGUCGGCUACGUCAUCACCAUCUCGACGCCCAACGUGGCGGCGCGCUACGCGGCCUCGUUCCUGUUCGCGCCGGGCUCCUUCUCGGCCAACGCGCUCGUCUACACGUGGGCCGUGUCGACGCUGAGCACGACGCCCGAGAAGCGCGCGGCGGCCGGCGCCAUCGUCAACAUCUUUGGUCACCUCGGCAACAUCGUGUCGCCCUACUUCUUCCGCCCCGAGGAGCAGCCCGUGUACCGGCUGGCGUUUGUGCUCAUGCUCGUCUUUGGCGCCACCGCCUUCGCCAUCGCCAUCAGCACCAAGAUGUACCUCAAGUGGCAAAACAGCAAGCUCAGGAGGCGGGCAGACCAGACGGGCGAGAUCUACAACCCGUACAUUCUGUGAUUGGGGCCAUGUGGUUGUGGCGUUCGUGUUAAUGAAAGGGCCAGAAGCUUUUGGGGGGGUGUGGCUUCGUUUCACACGAUUCGGGAUCAAUUUUGCUCGUUUUGGAGAGAGCAUGUACGUACGCAGCCACGAUGGUAAGCUGGCGUUACUGGCAGGACACGCUCACACGCUCUCUCAAGUCAGGCCCAUUCCUAAUG
Gaeumannomyces tritici R3-111a-1 is the source of this 1785-nucleotide messenger RNA. RefSeq lists its product as hypothetical. Bases 35 to 1588 code for a protein of 517 amino acids. Gene Ontology annotation, biological process: transmembrane transport. The record is from RefSeq and is a predicted model, not a curated record. NCBI's taxonomy places the organism in Eukaryota, Fungi, Ascomycota, Sordariomycetes, Magnaporthales, Magnaporthaceae. Gene Ontology annotation, cellular component: membrane. The transcript has 3 exons. Gene Ontology annotation, molecular function: transmembrane transporter activity; site-specific DNA-methyltransferase (cytosine-N4-specific) activity; DNA binding.